CGUUCUCAACCAAAUCGUGUGCAACUCUUGGCGAGUGCGGACGUUGUGUAUUUAACUUAACUCGGUUAUACGUCAACAAGUUAAACGCUAGUGAAAAGAAACAAAAAUUAUUUUUAUCAAACUAAACCCAACCAAAUAAAGAAAGAAAUUUACAAACUUGUUGCUAAUAAAUCUCACUUUACCAAUUUCAAUUCAACAGUUUUACACACAAAAUAUCCAAUUUAAAUAAUAGUAUAACAAAUAUUUAUGUAUAAUACAAAUUAAUAUAAAAAUCACAAAGAAGUGGCGUUAAAAAAAUUCAAAGAAAAAAAUUCUGUGAAAAAAUGUAUAAUUAAAAAUACAAAAAAGUUGUUUUUCGUUGCUGUGUACUCCGAAAGGCAGAUGAAAAAAAGAGUAUGAGAGAUGAUUUUUUGUUCAAAGUUUGAAAAAAAAAAAAUACAAAAACAAAAUGAGAGAAUCGAACAGAGAUGCGUGUGAAACUACAUAAUUUCUAUACUCGAUUCUACAUAAUGAUUCUACAUAAUGAUUCUACAUAAUGAACAAAGUUCAGUUCAAAUUAUCAAGAUUAAAUUAAAGGUGCUAAUAGAAUAAUUGAAUUGAUUGACUAAAUACUUAACUGGUUUGUUGUAUGAAAUAACGUUAAGAUUGACUAAAAAAUAAAAACACAAAUUAAAAAAAAAAAGAAAUCAACAUAGAAAACUACAAUUAUGCAGUUAAAUAUCAUGGAUCCACAACAAAUGAGUUUCAGUUGUUUUCAUUUCAUCGUAACAUUUCUUAUUGCUAUUCAGCCGUGGACAUUGACGACAUGUUCAGGUUACACAGGAGUAAUGACAGCAGCGGCGUCUACAAAAUCUCCAGGCGAAAUGAAACCAGAAUCGUUAUCAAUUUUAAUUGGUGGUAGUGCGAAUAUAACGUGUCGACUUUCAAAGCCCCUUAGUUCGGAUAUAUGGUUCCUAGAAGAAAAAACAAAAUGGCCAAUUAAACAACCAUCCGAUAAAAUCAAGAUAAUUGAUUCAUAUACGGCCGUACUAAUGAUACAAAAUGCUGUUGAACAAAACAGUCGGUAUCAAUGUAAGGUUGGAGAACAUGCAAUCGGAGAGUCAGAACUAUUCGUGGGUACAAAACCCCAAAAUGUUACAGAUUUCUCUUGUAUAUCAUAUGAUUACGAAUAUAUGGAAUGCAGUUUUACGAGACCAAAAAAUAUGAUAUUUACCAGUUUUGAUUUGGAAUACAGACUAGAUAGCUCUAUCCACAGGUGUAACUGUGAAGAUGAAAAAAAUCACAAAUUAAAAUGCAACGUAACCGAUUAUUUACCAAUGAGAGAGAAAUAUGUAUUCACUUUAAAAGGAACAAAUGAUGUUGGUGAAAAUAUACAAACAUUUACAAUAAAUAAUCACAAAAUUGUUAUACCAUCUGCUGUGGACAUAGUUCAACGAAAUAUUACCAGCCAUAGUAUUGCGCUUUCUUUGGAGAAACUCAAGAUUUCAUAUUAUAUCGAAAAGGGACUAACGUAUGAUAUUCAAAUACGCGAUAAUAACAGUAAUUGGCAGACACCUCAGAUGGGAGAUUUAGAGUGUCAGAAUGGCACUUGUAAUAUAAUUAUAAGUAAUUUGUAUGCAUUUUGGCUGUACUGGAUCAAGGUGAGGGUAAAAUCAAACGCCGUCAACAACGACGAUUUUUGGAGCAAAGAAAAUAUUAUAUCAUUUCGCACGAAAUCAGAGAGACCACAUAGGGCCCCUGAAGCACCGUUAGGUAGUUUUUAUAUCGAUAGCUCUGACACAGAGCUGCGCUUGUAUUGGGAACAAAUGCCUGAACAUGAGCACAAUGGUCCAGGUUUUCACUAUAUUGUAAAUGAAACAAACGGAAAUGGUGACGUUAUGCUUAGCACUAAAACAAAGGAAUCUUCCUUAACAUUAGCAUGGAAAAAUGAAAGUAUGCAAACGUUUAUUAUCAAAAGCGCAAAUGAUAAUGGCGAAAGCAUUUACCAUAAUGUAAUACGUGUGUAUCGCAGUGCAAGUUCCCGUUACGAACUCAAUGAAAAUAAUAUUGCAAAAGUUUAUCACAACAGUAGUUACACGUUAUCCUGGAGGCCACCGCCAAAUGUUGCAGAAUUAUUGAAUUACACAGUUUUUUGGUGUCUACCGAAAAUUGAAUUGCCAAACCAAUGCAGGGGACCAAUUUCGUACAAGUAUUUAGACAAAGACGCUACAAAUUUCACAACAGAACCGAAAGAUCGCAGUUUAAAUUUGGCAAUAUCAGCCAAUUAUCCACACUACAAUAAAGGCAUGCAAUGGGCUAGAUGUUCAGGUGAUGUUUCGAGCGAACUUAUGAAAAUGGAACUAGAGGUUAAUGCACUUAACGAAAGUGCAGUCUUAGUUAAAUGGAGUUCCGGAAGUGUAUGUGCCUCCAUACUUAAAGGAUAUAACUUGACAUAUUGCCAAGCAUCUUUAGACGAUAAGUGUGUAACAUCUGAAAUUACUGUCGAGCUUUUAAGAGAGGAAAAGGAGUAUCGAAAUUAUACAAUUUCCGAUUUACCGGCAUACACCAAAGUAUGUUUGAAUAUGUUCAUGUAUUCUUCGAGCAAGCAGGGUCGCAUUAGUGACAGGAAUUGUGUUAGAACCAAACAAAUGGCACCAUCUCCACCGAAACAUAUAAGAUAUAUAAAAAACAAAGUGACAAGCAAAUCGGCUGAAAUUCACUGGAGCCCGCCAGAUUUAAACAAUGGAAUUUUAAGUCACUAUUCAAUUUAUUGGCGAAAAUAUCCUGAUCAGACAUUUGAAAAAAAUACAACAUCUAUUGAUCAAACAUCCUACAACUUGACUGGCCUCAGUAGCUAUUCAAACUACGAAGUCUAUGUUACUGCUCACACUAUCGAAGAAUCUGUUCCCAGCAGGCGAAUAAACUUUACCACUCUCAUCGGAAUUCCAUCGGGACCACGCAACCUUAAUAGUUCCAAAGACGGUGUAAUAUCUUGGGAUCAACCAGAUUUGCCCUCUGGAAGGCAUAUAUUUUAUGUAGUUGCUCUUACGUGGAAAGACGAGAACAGUAAUACAGUAUAUGAACGGGUGUCUAUUGUUAGAGGUCGUAGUUGCCGCUUUAAUAAUCCUUGUUUAAAUUCAAAGAAGGAAUAUACGCUAAGGGUAAGAGCAGUCAAUGUAGGAGAAAAAGAGGAAGUUGAUCGGGAAAUUGUAGCUAUGAAUAAAGAUGCUAUAUUGGCCGGUGCUCCAAUUGACGAGGACUUUUGUCAAUUGGAGGCUAAUGAAUAUGAAAACUUUUUUGAGGCCAAGACUGUGCCCAUUUUCCACAAUGAUAAUCGCCAGUUUUAUUUUGCCUCUCCCUGGAUUAAUGAUAAGCGAAUUAUUACUUGCUCUGGCAUUUCAGAGGCCUUAAUAUACGCUUUGGCAUUGAUUAUAGUAUUUAUAUUUGCUGCUUAUAUAUCCUGUUGGAUUCGCAACAAAAUUAUUAAUAUGAAAAAUAUUAAAGUGGUUUUACCUGUGGGCUUAGUUCCUGAUUACAACCCACGCAAUGGAUCGGAACUGGGAUCAACAACGAAAAAAGAAUUCCAUUCGGAUAUAUCUCGUAGUAAUGAUUGUUUGGUGUCGUAUGGACACAAGGAAAAUCAUAAUUUAAUAACAAAUUUCCAUAGCGGUUCUUCGAACGCAUUAUCCUCACUUUCUUCGACGAACAGCUCCAAUGAUCACCAGAAGGAAGAACAAAUAGGUGAACAUCCUUCACUAGAAACAACUAAUGAAGAAUUAAGUUCCAAUUCUAGUUCAACUACGAAUUCAAAUCACCCAUAUCAUGACCAUCACCAGAUUAAAAGGUUAUCAUCGAUAGACAGUAACAAUACGAUACCUGCAUCUGGCUGUGAAGAGGAGGAGGAGGGGGAGGAAGAAGAUAAUGAUGAAAUCAAUAGUAAGGAGAAUGAAAAUGUUCAAAAUUUUACUUCACAGCCAUACAAUGGUUAUGUAACACACAAUUCACAAUUGUUGGCAUCAAUUUUAAAUGCUAGCGAUAGAAAUGUCUCAACAGCGCCGCAUUUCAACUCAACAUUCCCAACCAUGACCAAUGAUGGUUAUAUUCAACCAAGUGCUGCUAAGCAACUGUUUCAGCCAUCUUUCUCGCAACAGCAACCGCCAACUUCAAUAAAUGGCUAUACAUGUAUAGAAUCUUUAGGUAAAUUGGCAACUCCAGACGAAUCACAUGUUAAUAAUGCAACAUCGCAAGCCAUCGUAAACUCACCAGUUUCAAAUACAACAACAAUAAAUACAACUUCAUUGAAUGGAGUUAAUAUACCAACAACAAAAGUAUCAUCGAAUAUCUUGUCAUCACUACACACAUCACCAUGCAUUACAGAUAUACGUGAAUCUCCAAGCGCAGAAUACAAUAAAGAUAACCUGCAGCAAAAUGCCGCAACUCUUGUUUCAGCGACAAAUGUAUCACUGCAACCAAAUAAUAACAACAAUACAAUUUAUGGCUACGUAACACAACAACAACUUGCCACCUUUGGAACAAAUGUUGCACUAGGAAAAGAACUGAACACGUAAACUAUUAACACUCAAUCUUAGAACCCACAUUCAUAGUCCUUACAGGUGGACCUAAUGACUUCGAAAUGACUGUAAUUUAUGGACAUACACAUAUUGUUGUUUAUAUCUAAGUAAGGAUGUUGUUAGUGUCAAAAUACUCAUCAGUUUUUAAAAACAAAAUUAACAAAUAUUUCGUGACUUAUAACACUGCUGGGCAGGUACAAACAAAUGUUUAUAUUAUAAUUUUUAUUAAAUAUUAUUUUAUAAAAUGUUUGCUUAGUCCACUUUUUACAGGAAAUUAAAUUUGAAUAUAGAAAAAAUACCUACUUUUCAAUAAAAUUUCUUUCAAUGAGAAACGCUGCAAAAAUCGAGACUACAACGCAAACGCGUGUAAAGAGUACUCAGUAAAGGACUAUGACUAGUCGAAAAGUAAUACAAAUAUGUAUAUGAAAAUAAACAUCCAUUUAUCUUAUACAUUACAUCAAACUAAUACCGAAAUUUGAAAUUAAACUUUAUAAAAAAAUAAUUAAAUUUUGGAUAACUCGUAACAAAAACAUUUAAAUUUAUUUUUUAAAAAAUUAAAAUUAUUUGAUUGACUCCUCGAGAAAUUUUCUGAAAUUGACUUGGUGCGUUUGCAAACAACCUAAGAUUUUACAUAUUCUAAAUACAUUAGGAUCAUAACAUUUUUUAAGUCUCAAACAAAUUUUUGGAUAAUAAAAAAGUUAAAAAUAUUUGAAACUUUUUCUACGAAUUUUGAAAACAUCAGUUGCAAAUAAAUUUGAUUUGAUUGCAACGAUAUUUUUUACAUUUGCCCGAAAUUAUUUUGUUAAAUAAAAAUAAACAUUAACAAAUAUAGAAUUAUUAAAUAAAAAUAAAGCUUUUCCAAUUUGAUAUCAAAGAAUUUAUUCACAUAGAAUAAAUUAAGAAUCAUUUUCCAGUUUAAAUAUUAGUUUGUGCUUUUAAGUGCGUUAAGGAUGAAAGACCAAUCAGAUUAGUUAAUCUAAAAAUAAAUUUAAUCUAAUGCGUCUUGAGAUCACCCGCAGCGGGAAAAAUUGCAGUAACGAUGCCUUACAAAAGGCAUUAUUUUGCAGACACGAGUGUGCAUCUAGAGGUGUCAGAAAAAUAUCGAUUUUGUUUAGAUGGAUCUUAUUUUGUUCAUUAGUGUCUAAAAAUAACUGGUGUUAAAUUUUAGUCCAAUCGGAUAACCGGAACCUGUGGCGGAAAUCGAUUUAAAAGUGUAAAAUUGGGUAAAUAAUAGGACUUUUUUUUUUGAUUUCUUCAAAAAUUGUACUCUUAAAAUUAUCUUUUCUUAUCUUUAUUACAUCAGCAUUGCGAAAUCGUUUCAAUUUUACACAGGCUUUGUCUUCCGUUGAAGACCUAUUAAAAAAUCUUCCGUCGAAGACUUGUAAGAUGAACUAUAAUUUAAUGCAUAUAAGAAAGUCUUCGUUUGAGGUCAUAUAAGGAGACCUUCAGUCGAACAUCUUUAACUCAAAAACAGAAAAUAAAAUUAUUAUUAUAAUAAAAUUUUUAUUAGAUUAACUAAUCUGAGCAGUAUUGAUGUUAGUUCUUUAAACUGAAAACUGGCUUUUGGAAAAUAUAAAGUUAUUUUCGCUGUUAAUACUUGCAAAAAAAAAGAAGAACAUAUUUACCAAAAUUAUUUUUCCAAACACUCCAAAAUAUAAAAAAUGAAAUAAAGAGUUAUCAAUUACUAUUUAAAAGUUGUUUAUGAAACAGUAUAAUGUCAUAAAAAUAUUUUCGAAACGUCUUUUUUUUGAGUUAUGUCAGUCUUAUAGUUAAUGAGCGAUAUGUACAUUAGUUUCCAUUUUGUUUUUGAAAGCGGAGUUUUCGUUAUAAUUACAUACAUAUUGUUUUUUUACGCAAUUUGUUUAUUAAAUAAAAAUUCGUAAAUCUAGUCUAUAAUUAAAAAUUAAAGCUUAAGUUUGUUUUGCCUGCUCUUGCACUACUAAAUUGCAUAAUUAAAAAAAUAUACUUUAUAUGUUUGUAUGUAAACGAUAUUAAAAGACAAGAAUAUUUAAUAUGUUAUUAAAAAAACCAAUUGAUAUAAAAAAAAUUAUUUAUUACUUAAUCCAUCUGUGCCAUUACAAUUAGCUAAAGAACAAAUCUAGUUUAAUUUUACAUUUUAAAAUAAAUUAAAUUUAACAAUGGUGUAUAAAGCAUGAACUUGUAUACAAAAUGCAAUUUUGUAAAAUACAUACAUACAUAAAAACCAUAAUUUUAAAAAUAAUAACUAAUAAUAACUUCUUUAUAGUAGAACCAAAUAAAAACAAAUUCAUAUUUUAUUUUAGAUUUUUUAUACAGUACAUACUAUACUAAGAUACAGUUUUCAGCUUAAAGAUCAGCUAUUAAAUUAAAAUGAAUCUUCGAAAGUUACUGUUGUCUUCUCAAUUUUUUUUUCUUUGCUAGUUUAUGCAGCGAUUUCAGAUGGUUUAAACUUGGUCAAGAAAUACCAAGUGCAAAAAUAAUAAGUUCAAAUUACAUUAAUUUAAAUAAAACAACAAAAAGAGUAAUGAUUAAUAUUAGAUAAAAAUUGUUAUCAUUAGAUUUUUAAGCUCAAAACUGGUUCUAAAUCAAUCGCCUUGGUUCUAUCUAUCCCUAAAACCCCAAAAAUACCGCUCACUUCAGAUCACAAGUUAUUAAACUACGAUAAAAAGUAAAAACAAAAAACAUCUACAACAAACACAGGCAAUUGUUUUUGUUCUUUUCUACUGUCAAAAUUUUCCUUUUGUUAUACUUUUAACUAUCUGCCAAAGUUCGCCUGUUGUUUUUGUAACUUCUACGAAAAAAGUAUUCAGCUGAGCUUAUGAGAUAGAUCACUGUAUUAAUACACUUUUCUACUUAUUUUUUAUGGAAUAAAUAACGAUAAAUGAAGUUGAUUAUUUCAAAGUUUGUAAAGUUGUUAAUUAUUAGGUAAUAUUUAUAUUUCGUAUAUUUUAAGUAAUAAAUAAAAGCACUUAUAUACAUAUUUAUAGAUUAUUUGUAUUUGUAAAAUGUUGUUGUUCAUUAAUAUUUUAGUUUGCACUGCAUAUUUUUAAGGUUAUUUCUCUAUCCUCAAAAAAUAAUUUUAAGAUAAAAAUUAUUAAAAAAGACAUUAGUUGAUAUACAUCCACUGUAUUUUUUCUUAUUAAAAAACUAAAUAAAUAUUGUUCCCAUUUUGUAAACAAUUAUUUUUUUAAAAACUAGAUUUAUUGCAAAAGAAAAUAAGACUAAUACUCGAAAUAAAUUCUCUAGACCAUUUCUAUAAAUUGUUUAAAAAAUAUUGAAUUCCCCUGUAAGCUAUUUGGUUGUGGGCUAGUCUAUCUAUGGGUUCUAUUCCCACCAUAGUCUCUGAUCUGUUUACUAAAAUUGGAUAUGGUCAUCAUCUCUUUGCUCGGUAAAUUAAUUUAAAAGUAUAAAUUGUAAUUGACAAAUAAAAGGUUUAUUAAAUUCGACCAAUAAAAACUUGCGAAAACCAGUUAGAGAUAUAGAUAGUAUAUUCAGAAACAGUUAAUUACUUCCUAUCAGAUACCCAUCCAAUGAAAAAUUUAUUUAUUAAGAGCAGUUCUUUGCAAUAAAAAGUAAAACAUAUUCUAACUGGAGAUAAUUAAUAAAAUUAUUUUUAUAUAAGUUUCAGAAAGUGACGUCUAAUUCUAAUAAAUAAUAGGGUCUUAUUCUUAAACAUUUAUCAAAGAUUUACAGAAAAAAUUUAGUAUGAAUUUUUUUUAUAAACCAUUGAUAAAUAUUUAUUAUAUAAUCAGGUCCUAAACAUAUAAUUUUUGUUACAAACUUUGUAUUAAACU
This is a messenger RNA of Lucilia sericata (common green bottle fly), 8323 nucleotides long. RefSeq names its product cytokine receptor-like. Lineage: Eukaryota; Metazoa; Arthropoda; Insecta; Diptera; Calliphoridae. The record is from RefSeq and is a predicted model, not a curated record. Gene Ontology annotation, molecular function: protein binding. Bases 708 to 4547 code for a protein of 1279 amino acids. The transcript has 14 exons.